This is a messenger RNA of Xyrauchen texanus (razorback sucker), 1689 nucleotides long. It is a transcript of the gene tm6sf2a, whose product is annotated as transmembrane 6 superfamily member 2a. The record is from RefSeq and is a predicted model, not a curated record. NCBI's taxonomy places the organism in Eukaryota, Metazoa, Chordata, Actinopteri, Cypriniformes, Catostomidae. The transcript has 10 exons. The coding region runs from base 156 to 1286 and encodes 376 amino acids. Gene Ontology annotation, cellular component: endoplasmic reticulum membrane; endoplasmic reticulum-Golgi intermediate compartment membrane. Gene Ontology annotation, biological process: regulation of lipid metabolic process; lipid homeostasis.
UAGAGUCAGAGUCACAUCUCAGGAGAACAAUGAAUAGGAGUUUUCUAGCCUACGCUUUAUCAUUUUAAUAGGCUGUAUUGCUUGUAUAUUUUUGUGAGAGUCGUUCAACAGACCUCUAUUGAUUUAACAUACUUUUCAGAUGUGCAUUUGAGAAAAUGAAUUUUCCUCCAGAGAUCAGUGUUUUAAUUCUGUCUCUGACGGCACCGUUUGUUCUCUACACAAUGAACCAUGUGUCCUGGUUACAAGAUCCACAGGUUAUAUUGGCAAUUGGCAUAACGGUUCUUACAACUGUAUAUCUCCUGGCAAACCUCAGUAUGAAGAGUAUGAAAUGUACUGAUCCACUCUUCUAUGUGUUUGCUGUGUUUGCUUUCACCUCUGUUGUUGCCAUGACGAAUGCUUUACAGCAGGACGGGUUCAUCAAAGGCUUUAUGGACUUUUACAUCAGCAAGGGGGAGCCUUACUUGAGUACCGCCCACUGCAUCAUGAUGAGCUACUGGGAUGGAGUCGUUCACUAUGGUCUGCUUCUUAUCAUGGUCCAUCGGAUCGCCGCAGGGAAGCCGUUCCGCAGUUUGGCUCUGGUGUGGGCGGGAUCUAUGAUAGCCAAUCAGAUCGUGUUCAUCCCAGGCAUCAUUGUAGGUAAAUAUGGGAAAAACAUCCAGCCUGCUUUCUGGAGAAAUGUCCCUUUCUUGGUUUUACCAGUAUGGGCGGCAGUCAAGCUUUUCAAUAGGCCGAGAGAGCUGCCAAUCAUUCCUGCUGACAAGGUGGAGGCACAGCAGAAGAAAGGAGUGCUGUCUCGACCCAUAGACCUUCUUUUCAUACUGAGUCUCUCAGCAACUAUGAUCUUCACUGUGUUCAGAGGGUUUGUCAUUCUUGAAUGUUCUCUGGAUUCUUGUUUUAACUACAUCUAUCAGUACGAGCCGUACAUGAAAGAUAACGUUGGCUUCCCAAAAUUUACAAUAAUGGUCUUUCUGUUCUAUGGAUUUCCGCUCUUGACGGCAUGCAUAUAUGGGCUGUAUACACCUGGAUGUACAUGGAUGUUGGACUGGACGCUGUUUCUAGCAGGAGCUAUAGCGCAGAUGCAGUGGACUCACACUGGAGCAUCUCUGCACUCGCGCACACCGUUCACCUACCGCAUCCCUAAAGACGAGUGGCGUCUGGUCGUCACACUGAACGUGCUGUAUGCACUGGUGCCUGUUCUCCUCGCCGUCCGCUGCUACACAGAUCAGGCCUUCUUCAUGAAGAACAUUCCUCCAGGACAAACCAGCAAUGGCAAGAAGAAACAAUAGAUGUCUGAAAGUUCAACUGUUUCAAAGGCUUUGUGCAAAAGAGAACCUCUGUGAUGAAGAAACCUGAAAUUAAACAUCUUCAAUGGGAUACUGAAGCUUCAAUUGGGGGCUUUUCAAAGGACAGAUGCUGUUUACAACUGAAACUUCAAUAAGUUAUUGAAAGGGGAAGGGAUGAACAAAUUAUCUUUGUAUUUUGUUUAAUUGGGGGGAUCAGACCGAUUAGGCCGAUACGAUUUUCUACUGUACAUUCAAAUGUUUUGGUGUCAUCAUAUCGGUUAUUGCUGAUAACCUAAAAAAAACUAUUACUAUUGGCCAACAUUAUUAUUAUUAUUAUUAUUAUUAUUAUUAUUACUAAGCUAUCGUAUCAGUCUGAUUUGGCCAUUACUGGAAGCAAGUUAUUUAC